CAGGGCAGGUGUGGGCAGAGCUGCUGUGCAGGCACAGAGAAGCUGGAGAGAGGCCACACAGAGCGGGCCUGGCCAUGUGGAGUGCCCUGUGCGUGGGCUUCUUGCCCAUUGUAGCAGUCACUGGCCAGGUGGCCUUGGAGCAGCUCCCCACGGAAGUGACCGUGCGAGAGGGAAGUGCAGUCACCUUCCACUGCAGCAUGAAGGGAGGUUAUAUGAGCAGCUACUACAUGUACUGGUACCGUCAGGUCCCACAGGGCUCUCUGGAAUGGAUUUACAACGAGGGUGAUUUAUAUGGAGAAGGUUUCCAAGAUCGCUUUAAGGCAAGAGUGGAGAGCUCCCAGAACAGCUUCACACUCCAGAUCCUGGCAGCAAAGCCAGGUGAUGCAGCAACGUAUUACUGUGGAGCAAGAAUCACCCUGGAGCAGCUCUGCAGCAGAAUGAACCAAAAACCAGCAGAUGGGGAAGACAGAUCGCUCAGCAUUUCUUUCUGGCAGCUGCUCCCCAGGGCUCUUGUCGGUCCCUCAGGAAUAGACUUCUUCAGUGUGGAUCCCUGCAGGUUCUCCCAGAGAAGCUGCUAUGACAUGGGCUACUUCUUCCAUGAGACCACAGUUCCUGUCAGAAACCGGCUGCAGCAUGAGCUCUACAUGGAGUCCCAGACCUGUUCAGGACAUAUUCAGUUGCUUCUGUGUGGGGAACUCUUUGGGCUGUAG
Pyrgilauda ruficollis (rufous-necked snowfinch) is the source of this 710-nucleotide messenger RNA. RefSeq lists its product as uncharacterized. The transcript has 3 exons. Bases 75 to 710 code for a protein of 211 amino acids. The record is from RefSeq and is a predicted model, not a curated record. Gene Ontology annotation, biological process: response to bacterium. NCBI's taxonomy places the organism in Eukaryota, Metazoa, Chordata, Aves, Passeriformes, Passeridae.